Messenger RNA from Solanum pennellii, 1140 nucleotides. Its product is annotated as GDSL esterase/lipase At5g22810-like. The record is from RefSeq and is a predicted model, not a curated record. Gene Ontology annotation, molecular function: hydrolase activity, acting on ester bonds. The coding region runs from base 514 to 939 and encodes 141 amino acids. Lineage: Eukaryota; Viridiplantae; Streptophyta; Magnoliopsida; Solanales; Solanaceae. The transcript is spliced from 2 exons.
UAUAGUUAUUUUUUCCUUCUCCGUUGUUUUACGACUUCUUUACUAAUAUGUUUACCUUACAUACUUGAUUUUUUAUAUUCAUUACUAAGGCUGAAAAUUUACUGGAAACAACAUUUCUACCUUCACAAGAGUAAAUUGCGUAAACUAAACACCCUCUUCAGACCUCACUUAUGAAGUUACACUUAUGAUUGUCGUUGUAACUCGUAUAACUUGUAAUCAGAAUAAACCAAUAUGAAGUUGCACGAGGAAUGGUUCACGACAUUUUUGCUUCAGGUUCUGCAAAGUAAGCUAAAGCUUUUAAAUUAACACUCCAAAUAAUAUACUUUUACCCCCAAUAAUCUUACUUUACCAUUACCUUUAGGAGGUGCCAAAGAUGCAUCUUCACCUGGAAAUGAGCAACUUUCUAUCCAACAGUCAUUUUCACUUCAACCUUUUAAAUUGAAACCUCCUCAAAAUUCUCAGACCAAUAAAAUAAAGAAAGGAGGAGAAGAUUUACUAUAGGAGAAAAGAACAAUGGGUUUCUUGAUGUCUGUCUUAAGCGGUUUUCUUCUCGCGAUGGUAUUUUCUGUAUCUAAUGGAGACCCUUUAGUUCCAGCAUUGUGCAUAUUUGGUGACUCUGUAGUUGAUGUUGGAAACAAUAACAACUUAAGCACUCUCAUCAAGGCAAAUUUUCCGCCUUAUGGAAGAGAUUUUGUUAACCAUAAACCUACCGGAAGGUUCUGCAAUGGAAAGCUGGCCACAGACUACACUGCUGAAUAUCUUGGGUUCACUUCAUACCCACCGGCUUACCUGAGCCGAGAAGCUAGAGGGAAAAAAGUUCUUACUGGUGUCAACUUUGCCUCCGCUGCUUCUGGUUAUUAUGAAAGGACUGCUCGACUGUUUGUAAGUACUCAAAUAUGUCUGAGAAUAGAAAUCAGCCAAUGUUUAGAGGAUGACUAACUUGGAAAGUCAUGGUUUUUGCAGCGUGCUCUGACGUUGACACAUCAACUUAAAUAUUAUAAGUUGUGGCAAAGGAAAGUAGUGAAUCUGGUAGGGAGGACCAAUGCUACUAACAUUUUCUCAAGAGGAAUACAUAUUAUAAGUGCAGGAAGCAGUGAUUUCAUUCAAAACUACUAUAUAAAUCCACUACUCAACAGAGUC